UCCCCGGAGAUGCCGGAGCCGGGGAGGCUGCGGGCUCCAUCCCGCGCAGAUCCGGGGCCGGUAACGGGAUCCGCGGGAUUAUCAGCAUCACCCGGGCCGGCUCGGAGUCCGGUUUCUUGGCCGAGGCGUUGCUGGAGCAACGUCGGGCUCGGCAUUGUGGGGCCUUUUCAGCCGGACAAGAGCCCUUUGAGCGCGCGGGGGGCCCCGCGGAGUCACCCGAUAGCCCCCGCGGCUCCCCCCGGGCCCCGCUGGCUCCCGUGGCCGCUCCGAGGACACCGGAUCCCUUCAUCAGCCCCGGGAGCGGGGCUGGCCACGGAUCCGGCCCCGCGGUGCUGACAGAUGGGGGAUGCCGCCGGUGCCCCCGCGGGGUCACGGCGUGGCCACCGCGGUCACCCGAGGGUCCCCGGGCACUGACCGCAGCGAGGGACCCCGGUGCCCGUCCCAAGCAUCCCAAUGUCCCCGAUUUUUUCCGCAUCCCGGGUGGGCGGCGAGGGGCGCUCGGGGGUGGCACGGGGAGUCCCCCGUGAAGUGACGCUGUCACCCCGGCCGUGCCCGCGGGCUCUGCGGGUGCUGCCCGCGGCCACCUCGGGGGUUGUGCCCCCCACGCCCGGCCCCCGCGGGGCUGGCCGGCGGUGCCAGACGGGCUGUCCAGCCCCGGUAUCGGAUCCUCCCGGAGGGAGGGGGCUUGGAGCUUAUUUAACGUGCCCGGCCAGGCCGGGCGGGCGCACUCGGAGCACGGGGAGCUCAGCCGCAGCCAUGGGAUCGCAGCUGGAAGGGGCCAUGGAGACCCUGAUCAAUGUGUUCCACCACUACUCGGGCAAGGAGGGGGACAAGUACAAGCUGAGCAAGAAGGAGCUCAAGGAGCUGCUGCAGAGCGAGCUGGGAUGUUUCCUGGAGACCCAGAAGGACGCAGGGGCCGUGGAGAAGAUCAUGCAGGACCUGGAUGAGAACGGCGACGGGGAGGUGGAUUUCCAGGAAUUCGUGGUCCUGGUGGCCGCCCUGACUGUGGCCUGCAACAACUUCUUCUGGGAGAACGCCUGACCCCCCUCCUGCCACAGCAGGACGUGGGCUCCCAAAAUCCAGAGCCCCCCCCCGCCACCCCCCAGCUCACCCCCUCAGCAUUCCCAGGGGAUCCCACUGGGAUCCAGCUGCACAAUAAAGGCAUCGACCCUG
This is a messenger RNA of Vidua chalybeata, 1173 nucleotides long. RefSeq names its product S100 calcium binding protein A1 (gene S100A1). Gene Ontology annotation, molecular function: S100 protein binding; calcium ion binding. The record is from RefSeq and is a predicted model, not a curated record. The coding region runs from base 454 to 1041 and encodes 195 amino acids. NCBI's taxonomy places the organism in Eukaryota, Metazoa, Chordata, Aves, Passeriformes, Viduidae. The transcript has 3 exons. Gene Ontology annotation, cellular component: sarcoplasmic reticulum. Gene Ontology annotation, biological process: regulation of heart contraction.